Messenger RNA from Gongylonema pulchrum, 351 nucleotides. Lineage: Eukaryota; Metazoa; Nematoda; Chromadorea; Rhabditida; Gongylonematidae. The record is from the annotation of a GenBank genome assembly.
AUGUCGUUACCUGUCUGGGUGCCAUUUGGGCGCCUUUCCUAUUGUAUGUAUCUGACGCACCUUGUAGUGAUGAUGUAUAUCGCAGGCAUGGGUGCUGUUGCCUUCAAGUUCUCAGACUCGUUUCAUACGUUCGUUACAUUUGCAUUGCCUUGCUGCGUACUGACAUGUUUUUUUGCCUACUGUCUCAGCGUUCUCUUCGAGAUCCCAGCCGGAAAAGUGGAAAUGGUGUUUUUGGAGAAAGGUCGUGGUCGAACACUCCAGCAGCAUCAGCAAAAAACUCAUACGGACGAGCAACAGUUACAAAUACCGGAGACCAGUGUUCGGAUAGAUAAAUCAAAUGAGAUGAAGUAA